AUGAAAUCCGGCAAACAGAACAGGAACUUUGUUGAACCUAUACGGGAAAGUCUCAUUAUUGAAGGACCGGAUAUUAAUGGUAUCGUCGGCGACCUUACUGCAAUAAACAUUCAACGUGGUCGGGAUCAUGGCCUACCACCCUAUGCAGUUUUCCGAGAACUUUGUGGAGCAGGAAAGGCGAAAUUCUUUCCUGACCUUCUCACCACAACAACACAGAAAAACAUCGACAAUCUCAAAUCAGUGUAUCUAACUGUGAAAGAUAUCGAUCUCUUCCCCGGCGGCAUCACCGAGUCUCCUGUUAAGGGAAGUCAAAUGGGGUUCACCUACACUUGCCUUAUGACCAAGCAGUUUUUUAACUUGCGCUUCGGUGAUCGAUUUUGGUAUGAAAGGAACAAUCCUGAAACUGGGUUCACCAUUGAACAACUGGACCAGAUACGACAUGUCUCACUGGCACGAGUGUUGUGCGACAACAAUAAUAGCGUGUUCUUCAUUCAGGGAAAGGCCUUCCGUCCGAAAACGGGUAAAAGUGGAGAUAAUCCUGUAGUUGAUUGCGACUUACUGCCCAUGAUUGACUUGGAACAUUUUGUAGAGAAAAAAGAGGAACCAAUGAAAGUUGAAAUGCCCGCUGAAACAGCCGUCUGACGAGUUAAAGGCCUGGUAUGUUCGAUUUUGAAGAAAAGGCAUGUGCAUCGGACUUGCUGAUGGAUAACACUCUUCUCUUUUUCAUUUAUUUAUUUAUUUAUUUGAAUAUGCCUCAAGUAAGCAAUUAAUAAGCAAUUAUUAGGUUAAGUUAUUAACUGUGAAACUGUUCAACAAAAGGAAUUUAGGCGAAAGAUCAAGCGACGAAUGUGUUUUGCAAGAGCUCUAUGUCUGUGGGUUACGAUGCCUCAUUUUGUCAUUUUUCGUAUUCGGUAGUCAAGUUAAUGUAGUCCAUGAUCACUUCAAUUAUUUCUCAGUUAUGUUGUAGAAUUCAGUCGGUAAAUGUGUCGUCAGAGGUAGCUUGGGCUACCCAUUUUAAAAUAUACAUUGGUUGUAUUCCACUCCAGUGAAUUACUUAGACAAUGCCAUGUAACUUUGCUGUUUAGUUUGAGGAAAUAAAGCUUCUGCUUGAAAAAGUC
Molecule: messenger RNA, 1118 nt
Organism: Stylophora pistillata
Lineage: Eukaryota; Metazoa; Cnidaria; Anthozoa; Scleractinia; Pocilloporidae
Product: salivary peroxidase/catechol oxidase-like
Biological process (GO): response to oxidative stress
Molecular function (GO): heme binding; peroxidase activity
Source: RefSeq, a predicted model, not a curated record